Anopheles funestus (African malaria mosquito) is the source of this 1350-nucleotide messenger RNA. Its product is annotated as ribosome biogenesis regulatory protein homolog. The record is from RefSeq and is a predicted model, not a curated record. Gene Ontology annotation, cellular component: preribosome, large subunit precursor; nucleus; nucleolus. The transcript has 4 exons. Bases 109 to 1149 code for a protein of 346 amino acids. Gene Ontology annotation, molecular function: protein binding. NCBI's taxonomy places the organism in Eukaryota, Metazoa, Arthropoda, Insecta, Diptera, Culicidae. Gene Ontology annotation, biological process: ribosome biogenesis; endonucleolytic cleavage in ITS1 to separate SSU-rRNA from 5.8S rRNA and LSU-rRNA from tricistronic rRNA transcript (SSU-rRNA, 5.8S rRNA, LSU-rRNA); ribosomal large subunit biogenesis.
AAAGAUGGCUUUUGACAGCUCCCGUUGGUAAACUUUGAAAACGUGUUUACCGGGCAAGUGGAAAUAGAAGUUGUGAUUUGUAAUAUUAUUUCUCCUGCGCGUAUCGCUAUGGAUAUCGUAAAGGAGGUGCUGGAGAAACAGCAGCAGAAUCUGCAAAAGUACAAACCGAUUACGGUCGAAAAGCCUUUGGAACCGACGAUCGACGUGGGCCACAUGAUGGUGAGCGAUCCCAACUACUUCGACGACGAACAGAUGAAAGCGGACCGUGAGGCGUAUGUGCUAAAUUUGACGCGUGAUAAUGUGCAGCUACUGAUCAACAGUAUCUGGCAACUGCCGACCGAGCGUGUCGAUGAAUCGAUCGUUGCUAAGCUACCACCACCGAAAGCUGUGUUGCCGCGUGCACGGAAACUGCCCGUCCCGAAACCGCUCACCAAAUGGGAAGAGUUUGCCAAAAAGAAGGGCAUCAAAAAGCGUCCCCGUGAGAAGAAGGUGUUCGAUCCGGUGCUAGACAAAUGGGUACCGACCUACGGUUACCAGCGGUACAAGGCCGAAAAGGAGAAGGAUUGGGUGUUGGAAGUACCACAGAACGAUCCAUACCGGGACAUGUUCAAGGAGAAGCGCGAUUUACGCAUCGAGCGUGUGGCUAAGAAUGAGGUGUCCCGCAUGAAGAACAUAGCGCGGGCGAAAAAAAUCGCCACACCCCGGACGGGUUUCCUUGGGCCCGAGUCUGCAUCCGCGAAACAGCUUAUUACUGCAUCGAAUAUCGCAAAGGCAUCUACGGCGUCGGUAGGAGUAUUCCAAGAAUCGUUACCGAACGAUAAACAGGCCCGCGGUAUCGGGGUAAAGGAGCUUAUGCCGGGUGAGAGGCGCAAGAAGAAAGUAUCUUCGCUGACGGGGGAAAAACGGCGCAACAUGGAAAUAGUGACUAAAGUGUUGAACAAGAAACCGAAGAUCGACAUCGAUCGUGCGAUUUCGUUACAGAAGGCAGAAGCACGAGCCGAACGCGAAGCGGAGGAAGACGAUGAGGAUGGUUCGAGAAAGAAGAAAAAGAGUGGAAAGAAAGUGAAAGGAUUUAGCCGCAAGAAGCCAAAGGGUGGUCAAGGAAAACGGAAUCCUAACAAGCGUGCGGUCGGUCGGAAACGUCGUUAAGCCUAAAGUGUUUGGAUGGUUAAUGGUAAAAAUGCAUUUGAUAUACUUGAAUAUAUAACAUUUAUAUUGAAUAUCGGUAAGCAGUGGCUCGGUGAAACAAAAAAACACACAAAAUGUGCAUUUGAAAUUAGGAAUACAAAAACAUCAAUAUAAAUUUCACCCAAUAUUAAAUGUUGGCGCUAUAUAAAUGUCCGAAAAAAC